CAGCUUCCAGGUCGUGAGAAUCUGGAAUCGGUUCCGGGUUCCGGCACAAGUGCUGUGUAGUCUUAUCGAUAACUGUCCUGGGCGAGAAUGGCAUCGGGAAGGUCAUCAAUUUAUCAGGAUUUGUCAGAGAUUUAUGAUAAUGUAAUCAAUAAGGAGCAUCCUCGAAAGCUGAUACCGGAACUAUGUAAACAAUUUUACAACCUCGGAUGGGUGACUGGCACCGGUGGCGGUAUAAGUAUUAAGCUGGACGACGAAAUAUACAUUGCCCCUUCCGGUGUGCAGAAGGAACGAAUUCAACCGGACGACCUCUUCAUACAGAACAUUGAGGGAGAUGAUCUGCAAACACCGCCUGAUUAUAAAAAGCUGACGAAAAGUCAAUGUACACCGCUAUUUAUGCUUGCAUACAAAGAGCGAAGUGCUGGAGCUGUUAUACAUACGCACAGUCCCGCAGCAGUAAUGACAACGUUGCUCUGGCCGGGUAAAGAGUUCCGUUGCACACAUCUGGAAAUGAUAAAGGGUAUUUAUGACUACGAGCUAAAUCGCAACCUAAUGUACGACGAAGAACUUGUGGUGCCUAUCAUCGAGAAUACGCUGUUUGAGAAGGAUCUGGAAGAAUCGAUGGCGAACGCGUUGCGGGAUUAUCCCGGCACUUCGGCCAUACUUGUACGUCGCCAUGGUGUAUACGUGUGGGGUCAUAACUGGCAGAAGGCAAAGACAAUGGCGGAAUGCUAUGACUAUCUGUUCUCACUAGCCGUAGAAAUGCAUAAAGUUGGCCUGGAUGCAAACGCCGUACCGAAACAAUACUAGAUGAGUUCUUUCCAGCUUUAACCACCUCAGAAAAGCUAGGCCUGACACCCCCAGGUUGGGAUUAGGCAGAUAAUCACACACAGUUUACACCAUGCAUGAUAAUCGAGUAGAUUUAGCAUUAGUUGUUAUCAUGGCAUAUCCAUGAAUGUUUUCCACGGCGCAUUUCGCAAACAUUUGCAUACUUUAUGUUUUUAUAUUAAUCUAGUUUAUGUUUUUGUUCAAUCUAAUGCACAACCACAGGGAAAUAUAUUGCUAGCGGUUUA
Messenger RNA from Anopheles moucheti, 1070 nucleotides. Its product is annotated as probable methylthioribulose-1-phosphate dehydratase. The transcript has 7 exons. Gene Ontology annotation, molecular function: metal ion binding; methylthioribulose 1-phosphate dehydratase activity. The record is from RefSeq and is a predicted model, not a curated record. Gene Ontology annotation, cellular component: cytoplasm. The coding region runs from base 88 to 807 and encodes 239 amino acids. Lineage: Eukaryota; Metazoa; Arthropoda; Insecta; Diptera; Culicidae.